AGGAGAUGUAAGAAAGCAAUGAUAAUGAACUAUCUGUAAAAUAGUACGACAAUAGAGCACCACCUCUAAUUGUAUGCAAGGAAUAUUCAUAUUCAAUAGAACACAACAGUCGACUUUUAGCGGCGGUAGUUUAAGCCUUUACUUCCUAAAUCGUUGUUAGAACUUCGGGGUUUGGAAGGAGGAAGCAUAUCGAUAUGGACAACAUUACAGUGAAUUAUUUAACCUUUACAGACGGCCCCACAGAAGCAGUUACGGACUAUCUUCCCCCUGGAUGGUUGGAAUACAUCUACUUCUCCAUUCACUUAAUCAUAUUCCUCGCGUCAUUGAUAGGUAAUUCCUUGGCAGUGCUGUCACUGAUAUCCUCAGCUUCACAGUUCUAUGUGUGGUUCUUUAACCUCGUGUCAGCAGAUCUGUUAAAGACGUGUAUAUGUAUGCCUUACACCCUCUAUCUAAUAUGGAAUUAUAAACUCUACAGAAAGAUCGCUCACCAAUCUCUCAUCGGGGAUCCUCCGUUUUGUAGAGAAGAAGGGGCAAUCUUCAUGGUAUGCAUGUUGGUUUCACUGCUGAGUAACAUGUCCAUUGCCGUGGACAGAGUCAUUGCUAUAACUGCACCAAUGUUCUACGCAAACCUUCAAAAGAGAAUCAAGCCCCAAAUUCUUUUCCUUGCCACCUGGAUCUUCAGCAUCACGCUGGCUAUAGCUCCUGCUUUACACGUUAACACGUACGUGUACAAGCCAUUUGUCCCGAACUGCUCCCUUGAGCUACAUAAUCAUUUGCACAAGUACAUGGACGUCUACUGGACUAAAAUAGUGGUGGGAAUACUGUACUCCCUGCUAUUCGGACUCCCUAUUGCUGUGGUGUGCACCAGUUGUGCUGUCGUAACGUACAAGCUCUACAAGAAAACCAUUAUACCGUCAGAAGAUGGGAUAACAAAGAAAAAUUUAGAUAAGUCUCUGACCAGGACAGAUGUGAUUGUAUCUGAGGAGGACAAUAUGGAAAGCAAAGCAGAGAAAAGUUUCAUUGCUUGUGACAAAAUGGAAAUGCUUCACCGACCGGAGCCCCGCCAAAUGAAGAAACAGGGCUCUCUCCUACGGCGACAAAAGCUCCAGAAGAGAGCAGGGUUAACUAUGACCCUAGUUGCAGCAACGUUUUUCCUUUGUCACGUGUGUCUUUUCACUUAUUGGGCAUUCUAUGACAGUGGGAUCUACAAUGGCUGUUCAGCCUUAUCCAAACGAAAUGAGGAUUGGAGUUACGGAUCGUGCGUAGUGUUCCACACAGCCAUCAUCACCCUGGUCUACCUUAAUGCCCCCCUCAACGUUAUCAUAUACUACUACCGGUGCUCUUACCUCCGACAGAGAAUGCAGGACUUUUUGGGGGUUUUGGCAAAUGUGCUUUGUUUUCCAUGCUUAUGGGGGAGGAAAUUUGCACGAAAAUUGUUUUGAACAUUUUCACAUUUUAAUUUAUUGACGCUUGCUGAAUUUUUGUGAUAUUGAAUUUCAUGAGUUAAUAAAAGGAUCGGGGUGUUUGUUGGGGCUCGAAAGGAGAAUAACCAUCAUUUUAUUUGAUAAGUACACAGAUAAGCUCAAUACUUUAACGAAGUUAGGAAGUUGGUUAGUUGCCAAUUUUAUUAACGUCAGAGACACGAUUGCCGUGAUUCAAAUUAAAUGUGAUCAUAUGAAGUAGCUACGACAAAUAAAUAUUUGAAUUGUAUUUGUAAAUAGCAAUAUGUAUCAUUUAACAAUUAAUCAAUGAAGAUCUUGAUGGAUUAGGUAAAGUAUAAUAA
Molecule: messenger RNA, 1783 nt
Organism: Bolinopsis microptera
Lineage: Eukaryota; Metazoa; Ctenophora; Tentaculata; Lobata; Bolinopsidae
Product: orexin/Hypocretin receptor type 1-like
Exons: 10
Coding region: 195-1442 (415 amino acids)
Biological process (GO): neuropeptide signaling pathway
Cellular component (GO): plasma membrane
Molecular function (GO): G protein-coupled peptide receptor activity
Source: RefSeq, a predicted model, not a curated record